AUGGAGGAUGGAUCUUCAGUUAAGAACACCUACCACGAGACACGUGCUUUAAGAUCUUUGAGAAAAAAUGCACAGAAUUCUUCAGAUUCUAGUAUUGAUAAGAAUAUGAAAAUAACAGAAAAACAUAUUAAUGACAGGCAUUUUACAAGGCAGUUGGCCAGACAACAGGCUGAUAAAAAAAAAGAAGAAAGCAAAGAAGAUAGGACAAUUCAAGUUACUCGGUCAUUGAGGACUAGAAAUGAUCCAACCACGAAACAUAUGCGUGAAGAAAAUGGUGAUGUUGAAGUUCGUCGCAGCUGUAGGAUUAGAAGUCGUUACAGUUCUGUGAACCAAUCUGUGCUAUUUGAUAAACUGAUAACAAACACUGCUGAAGCUGUUCUCCAAAAGAUGGAUGACAUGAAGAAGAAGUUACGAAGAAAGCGAAUGAGAGAGCUUGAUGACUUGGGAGUGUUUAAUGAACCAGAAGAAGGGAAUCUGAAUAUGUAUACAAGAGGAAAACAAAAACGUAUUGAUGAAGAAACAACUGACAAUCAGGAAGGCAGUGCAGGGGUUACUCCUGGCUAUGCGCUCAGAAAUCGCUCCUGGCUUAGGGGACCAUAUGGGACGCCUCGGGAUCGAACCGUGGUCCGUCCUAGAUUAGCUCGUGCAAGGCAGACGCCCUACCGCUUGCGCCAUCGCUCCAGAACCUCUAAAAGUUUCUUAAUUGUAGAAUCUUCUGAAGAGGGAGAAGACCGAGAAGAUGAAGAUGAUGUUGAAGAUGAAGAUGGUGAAGAUGAAGAUGAUGAAGAUGAAGAAGAUGGAGAAGAUAAUCAGAAACGAUACUAUCUUAGACAAAGGAAAGCCACAGUUUACUACCAAUCUCCACUGGAAAAACCUCGUCACCAAAGAAAGACCAACAUAUUUUAUAGUGGCCCUGCUUCUCCUGCAAGACCACGAUAUCGACUAUCUUCUGCUGGCCCAAGAAGUCCAUAUUGUAAACGAAUGAACAGACGAAGGCAUGCUAUCCACAGUAGUGACUCUACUUCCUCUUCCUCUUCAGAAGAUGAACAACAUUUUGAGAGGCGAAGAAAAAGGAAUCGUAACAGAGCUAUUAACAGGUGCCUCCCACUAAAUUUUCGAAAAGAUGAAUUAAGAGGAAUUUAUAAAGAUCGAAUGAAAAUUGGAGCAAGCCUUGCUGAUGUUGAUCCAAUGCAACUAGAUUCUUCAGUCCGAUUUGAUAGUAUUGGUGGCCUCUCUCAUCAUAUUGCUGCUCUAAAAGAGAUGGUGGUGUUUCCAUUACUUUAUCCAGAAGUCUUUGAAAAAUUCAAAAUUCAACCUCCAAGGGGUUGUUUAUUUUAUGGUCCACCUGGAACAGGAAAAACUUUGGUUGCUAGAGCCCUUGCCAAUGAGUGCAGUCAAGGAGAUAAGAGAGUGGCAUUUUUCAUGAGGAAAGGUGCUGAUUGUCUCAGUAAAUGGGUAGGCGAAUCUGAAAGACAACUACGAUUGCUGUUUGAUCAGGCUUAUCAGAUGCGCCCAUCAAUAAUUUUCUUUGAUGAAAUUGAUGGCCUCGCACCAGUGCGAUCAAGCAGGCAAGAUCAAAUUCAUAGCUCUAUAGUUUCUACUCUGCUAGCACUUAUGGAUGGAUUGGACAGCAGAGGAGAAAUUGUAGUCAUUGGUGCCACCAAUAGAUUGGACAGUAUAGAUCCUGCCUUACGAAGACCUGGUCGUUUUGACAGAGAAUUCCUUUUCAGCCUACCCGAUAAAGAUGCUCGUAAAGAAAUACUAAAGAUCCACACACAGCAUUGGGAUCCUAAACCUCUGGACAUAUUUCUAGAAGAAUUAGCAGAAAACUGUGUUGGCUAUUGUGGUGCAGAUAUUAAGUCAAUAUGCUCUGAGGCUGCUUUAUGUGCUCUGCGUCGACGCUACCCACAGAUCUAUACCACUACUGAGAAACUGCAGUUGGAUCUGUCUUCAAUUAAUAUCUCAGCUAAGGACUUUGAGGUGGCUAUGCAAAAAAUGAUACCAGCCUCUCAGAGAGCUGUAACAUCACCUGGGCAGGCACUAUCGACUAUCGUGAAACCACUCCUGCAAAGCACUGUUCAAAAGAUCUUGAAAGCUCUGCAGAGGGUAUUUCCACAUGUGGAAAUAAAAAGUAAGGAAGCAUUGGAUGCAGACAUUUCUUGUCCUCUGUUAGAAAGUGACUUGGCUUACAGUGAUGAUGAAAUUCCAUCAGUAUAUGAAAAUGAACUAUCUCAAAAAUCUUCUAAUAAGGCAAAAGAAAAAUUUAAUUUUCUUAAUUUGAAUAGAAAUGCUUGUUUUCAACCUUUGUCUUUUCGACCAAGAAUAUUGAUUGUGGGAGAACCAGGAUUUGGGCAAGGUUCUCAUUUAGCACCAGCUGUUAUCCAUGCUUUGGAAAAAUUUGCAUUAUAUACAUUAGAUAUUCCUGUUCUUUAUGGAGUCAGUGCUACAUCUCCCGAAGAAACAUGUGCACAGAUGAUUCGUGAAGCAAAGCGAACAGCUCCAAGUAUAGUCUAUGUUCCUCAUAUCCACUUGUGGUGGGAAAUAGUAGGACCAACUCUCAAAGCCACAUUUACUACAUUGUUGCAGAAUAUUCCUUCAUUUGCUCCAGUUUUACUACUUGCAACCUCUGACAAACCCCAUUCGGCUCUGCCAGAAGAGGUGCAAGAAUUAUUUAUUCAUGACUAUGGAGAGAUUUUUACUGUCCAAUUACCUUGUAUUGAAGAAAGGAAAACGUUUUUUGAAGAUCUAAUUCUAAAGCAAGCUGCUAAGCCUCCUGUAUCAAAAAAGAAAGCAGUUUUGCAGGCCUUGGAGGUUCUCCCAGUGGCACCACCACAGGAGCCAAGACCAUUGACAGCUGAAGAAGUGAAACGGCUAGAGGAACAAGAAGAAGAUACCUUUAGAGAACUGAGGAUUUUCUUAAGAAAUGUUACACACAGGCUUGCUAUUGACAAGCGAUUCCGAGUAUUUACUAAACCUGUUGAUCCAGAUGAGGUUCCUGAUUAUGUCACUGUAAUAAAACAACCAAUGGACCUUUCCUCUGUAAUCAGUAAAAUUGAUCUCCACAAGUAUCUGACGGUAAAAGACUAUUUGAGUGAUAUUGACCUGAUCUGUAGUAAUGCUUUAGAAUACAAUCCAGAUAAAGAUCCUGGAGAUCGUCUGAUCAGACAUAGAGCUUGUGCUUUAAGAGAUACUGCCUAUGCAAUAAUUAAAGAAGAACUGGAUGAAGACUUUGAGCGACUUUGUGAAGAAAUUCAGGAAUCUAGAAAGAAGAGAGGUUGUAGCUCCUCCAAAUAUGCCCCUUCUUACUACCACGUGAUGCCAAAACAGAGUUCUGUUCCUGGUGAUAAAAGAGCAUCCGCAGAGCAGAAUGAAAAGCUAACAACAUCCAGUACUCCUGUGGCUUGCAGCACUCCUGCUCAGCUGAAGAGGAAAAUUCGCAAAACGUCAAAGUGGAACUUUGGCUCCAUAAUAAAACGAAAGAAAAUCACACAGGUAAAAGAUGAUAGCAAAAAUGUCACGGAUGACAAAACUGAGAGUGAUACAGAGGAAAAUCAGGAAACAAGUAUAGAUCAUAAUGAGACUGGAAACACAGGAGAGUCUUCACUGGAAGAAAAUGAAAGCAAAGUAGAAUUGGGAAAUAAUUCAAGUACUUGUAAUACUGAGAAUGAACUCAACGAAAGUAGGAAGACUAUAUCUUGUCCAGAAUUGAAGAAAGACAACAUUGCUUGCAAUGGAGAUGCUUCUAACUCUCAGAUUAUAGAUGUUUCUGAUGAAAAUGAAGAAAAAGAAAUUUGUGUUCUGCGAAUGACUCGAGCUAGACGUUCCCAAGUAGAGCAACAGCAGCUCAUCAGUGUUGAAAAGGCUUUGGCAAUUCUUUCUCAACCUACACCCUCACUUAUUGUGGACCAUGAACAGUUAAAAAACCUUUUGAAGACUGUUGUCAAGAAAAGUCAAGGAUAUAAUAUUUUUCAGUUGGAAAAUUUGUAUGCAGUGAUCAGCCAGUGUAUAUAUCAGCAUCGCAGGGACUAUGACAAAACAAAACUCAUUCAGAAAAUGGAGCAAGUCAUAGAAAACUUCAGUUAUUCAAGAUCAUGAUGACGUGGGAUCAGUGGUUUUUAUAUCCGGUUGCUUUUUCAUCCAUUUUUGCAAUGUCCACAUAACUGAUGCAAGAGUAAAAAAAAAAAUCCUGCAUCUUUAAAGAAAAGAUUGAAAUAGUAAAUAAAUAUAUUUAAA
This is a messenger RNA of Suncus etruscus (white-toothed pygmy shrew), 4233 nucleotides long. RefSeq names its product ATPase family AAA domain containing 2 (gene ATAD2). Gene Ontology annotation, molecular function: ATP hydrolysis activity; ATP binding; chromatin binding. NCBI's taxonomy places the organism in Eukaryota, Metazoa, Chordata, Mammalia, Eulipotyphla, Soricidae. The transcript is spliced from 29 exons. Gene Ontology annotation, cellular component: nucleus. The coding region runs from base 1 to 4095 and encodes 1364 amino acids. Gene Ontology annotation, biological process: positive regulation of transcription by RNA polymerase II. The record is from RefSeq and is a predicted model, not a curated record.